Aspergillus terreus NIH2624 is the source of this 2019-nucleotide messenger RNA. It is a transcript of the gene bipA, whose product is annotated as Hsp70 family ATPase KAR2. The record is from RefSeq and is a predicted model, not a curated record. Bases 1 to 2019 code for a protein of 672 amino acids. Gene Ontology annotation, biological process: cellular response to unfolded protein; endoplasmic reticulum unfolded protein response; protein refolding. NCBI's taxonomy places the organism in Eukaryota, Fungi, Ascomycota, Eurotiomycetes, Eurotiales, Aspergillaceae. Gene Ontology annotation, molecular function: heat shock protein binding; ATP-dependent protein folding chaperone; ATP hydrolysis activity. Gene Ontology annotation, cellular component: membrane; nucleus; endoplasmic reticulum chaperone complex. The transcript has 4 exons.
AUGGCGCGUCUAACAAGCCGCAACGGUGCGGCUAAGCCCUUCACGGCUUGGACCACCAUCUUCUACCUUCUUUUGGUGUUCAUUGCGCCUCUGGCCUUUUUCGGAACCGCCCACGCCGAGGAGAGCUCGGUUCAGGAUGAUUAUGGAACUGUCGUCGGUAUCGAUCUGGGAACUACCUACAGUUGUGUCGGUGUGAUGCAGAACGGAAAGGUGGAAAUUCUCGCCAACGACCAAGGAAACCGUAUCACUCCCUCCUACGUCGCCUUCACUGAUGAGGAGCGGUUGGUCGGUGACGCCGCUAAGAACCAGUACGCCGCGAACCCCAAGCGCACCAUUUUCGACAUUAAGCGUCUGAUCGGUCGCAAGUUCGAUGACAAGGAUGUCCAGCGCGACGCCAAGAACUUCCCCUUCAAGAUCGUCAACAAGGAUGGCAAGCCCGUCGUUAAGGUCGAAGUCAACAAGGAGCCCAAGACCCUCACCCCCGAGGAGGUCUCCGCCAUGGUUCUCGGCAAGAUGAAGGAGGUCGCCGAGGGCUACCUGGGCAAGAAGGUCACCCACGCUGUUGUCACCGUUCCCGCCUAUUUCAACGACGCUCAGCGCCAGGCCACCAAGGACGCCGGUACCAUUGCCGGUCUUAACGUCCUUCGUGUUGUGAACGAGCCCACCGCCGCCGCUAUCGCCUAUGGUUUGGACAAGACCGGUGAUGAGCGCCAGGUCAUCGUCUACGAUCUUGGUGGUGGUACUUUCGAUGUGUCUCUUCUGUCUAUCGAUAACGGCGUUUUCGAGGUCCUGGCUACCGCUGGUGACACUCACCUUGGUGGUGAGGACUUUGACCACCGUGUCAUGGACUACUUCGUCAAGCAGUACAACAAGAAGAACAACGUCGAUAUCACCAAGGACCUCAAGGCCAUGGGUAAGCUGAAGCGCGAGGUUGAGAAGGCCAAGCGUACUCUGUCUUCCCAGAUGUCCACCCGCAUUGAAAUCGAGGCCUUCCACGACGGCAAGGACUUCUCGGAGACUCUGACUCGCGCCAAGUUCGAAGAGCUGAACAUGGAUCUGUUCAAGAAGACUCUCAAGCCCGUUGAGCAGGUGCUCAAGGACGCCAAGGUCAAGAAGUCCGAGGUCAACGACAUUGUCCUGGUCGGUGGUUCUACCCGUAUUCCCAAGGUCCAGGCUCUCCUGGAGGAGUUCUUCGGUGGCAAGAAGGCCAGCAAGGGUAUCAACCCUGAUGAGGCCGUCGCUUUCGGUGCUGCCGUUCAGGGUGGUGUCCUUUCCGGCGAGGAGGGUACCGGCGAUCUCGUCCUGAUGGACGUCAACCCUCUUACCCUCGGUAUCGAGACCACUGGUGGUGUGAUGACCAAGCUCAUCCCCCGUAACACUGUGGUUCCUACCCGCAAGUCUCAGAUCUUCUCUACCGCCGCUGAUAACCAGCCCACCGUCCUCAUUCAAGUUUUCGAGGGUGAGCGUUCUCUGACCAAGGACAACAACCUGCUUGGCAAGUUCGAACUUACCGGCAUUCCUCCCGCGCCCCGUGGUGUUCCCCAGAUUGAGGUGUCCUUCGAGCUGGACGCCAACGGUAUCCUGAAGGUCGGCGCCAGUGACAAGGGCACUGGUAAGGCCGAGUCUAUUACUAUCACCAACGACAAGGGCCGUCUGUCCCAGGAGGAAAUUGAGCGUAUGGUGGCCGAGGCGGAGCAGUUCGCCGAGGAGGACAAGGCGAUCAAGGCCAAGAUUGAGGCCCGCAACUCGCUGGAGAACUAUGCCUUCAGCCUGAAGAACCAGGUCAACGACGAGAACGGCCUCGGCGGCCAGAUCGACGAGGACGACAAGCAGUCCAUCCUGGAUGCCGUCAAGGAGGUGAUGGACUGGCUGGAUGACAACGCGGCUACUGCCACCACGGAGGACUUCGAGGAGCAGCGCGAGCAGCUGUCCAACGUCGCCUACCCGAUCACCAGCAAGCUGUAUGGCUCUGCGCCGGCGGAUGAGGAUGACGAGCCCAUGGGCCAUGAUGAACUGUAA